AUGAAAGCUACAAAGUUAUCCCUUCUGGCGUUGAUGCCAAGUGCCAUCGUGGCUCAAAACCUAACCCAACUCCUAGCCAACACGACUCAGUUAUCAAGCUUGAACGCCUUGCUGUCUAGUUACCCGGGAAUUGCGAAUUCUUUGGCCAAUAUCACCAACGUGACCAUUCUCGCACCAUCCAAUGACGCGUUGGCAAACUUUACCAACAGCACUUCCUUCAAAGCUCUGGCGUCAAGCCCAAGCGGAAACAAAUCCAUCGAGGACCUUCUCAGCUACCAUAUUCUUCAGGGCGAAUACUAUGCAAGCAACAUUACCGAUACACCCGCUUUUAUUCACACCUACCUGAAUGAUACGGCAUAUACCAAUGUUACUAGUGGACAGGUCGUCGAGGCAAUCAAGCAGGAUAAUGACACUUAUUUCUACUCCGGCCUGUUUGCCAACUCGACGGUGACUCAAGCUGAUCUUAAUUUCACUGGGGGCGUAGUGCAUAUCAUCGACAAGGUCCUCACGGUCCCAUUGAAUGUCUCAUCCUCUGCCGCAGCAGCCGGUCUCAGCGCUCUCGUAGGCGCUCUACAAGCAGAGAAGCUGACUCAAACUGUGGAUGAGCUUAAGAACGUCACUAUUUUCGCUCCCGCAAACUCUGCGUUUCAGGCUAUCGGUUCCGCUCUUGGUAACUUGACAGCCGAUCAGCUAUCUGGUAUCCUCGAGUACCAUGUCCUUAACGGCACACUAGCUUAUUCAACUGAUCUCAAGAAUGACACUCAAUACACCGCUGUUGAUGGCCGGAAUAUUACUGUCCGAAUUGAAAAUGGAUCUGUGUUUGUCGACUCCGCUCGGGUGGUUACUCCAAACUUGCUCGUUGCCAAUGGCGUUGUACACGUCAUUGAUAACGUCCUCAAUCCUAACAACACCUCCGCUACUCCUAAUGCCACCGCAACUUCUCAAGUCCCGGCAUUCUCCGGUGCUUCCUCCGCAAGUGCCAUUCCAUUCACCAGUGGGGUAACUGCCUCUGCAACUGUCACUGGCACUGGUGCUGGUGCAGGAGCUGGAGUUACUGGUACCUCGAGUAGCACUGCUGGCGCAAUGCCCAUGCGCACUGCUGGAAUGGGCGCCGCUAUGGUCUUUGGUGCCGGUGCAGCAUUGCUCAAUGCUGAUGUCUUCUAA
Talaromyces amestolkiae is the source of this 1164-nucleotide messenger RNA. RefSeq lists its product as uncharacterized. The transcript has 3 exons. NCBI's taxonomy places the organism in Eukaryota, Fungi, Ascomycota, Eurotiomycetes, Eurotiales, Trichocomaceae. Bases 1 to 1164 code for a protein of 387 amino acids. Gene Ontology annotation, cellular component: fungal-type vacuole membrane. Gene Ontology annotation, biological process: macroautophagy. The record is from RefSeq and is a predicted model, not a curated record.